Messenger RNA from Pseudoliparis swirei, 983 nucleotides. RefSeq names its product serine palmitoyltransferase, small subunit B (gene sptssb). Gene Ontology annotation, biological process: endoplasmic reticulum organization; ceramide biosynthetic process. Gene Ontology annotation, molecular function: serine C-palmitoyltransferase activity. The record is from RefSeq and is a predicted model, not a curated record. Gene Ontology annotation, cellular component: serine palmitoyltransferase complex. The coding region runs from base 39 to 281 and encodes 80 amino acids. The transcript has a single exon. NCBI's taxonomy places the organism in Eukaryota, Metazoa, Chordata, Actinopteri, Perciformes, Liparidae.
ACAUCUCACCUCCAUUUACCUUCCGUCCAGCUCGCAAGAUGAUCUUCAAGAGCUUUAGGGAGUACCUGGCCUGGCUGUACUACCAGUACCUGCUCAUCACCGGCAUCUACGUGCUGGAGCCCUGGGAAAAGUCCAUCUUCAGCUCCAUCCUCUUCUCCGCCAUCGCCAUGGCGAUCUACACCUCGUAUGUCUUUGUGCCCAUUCACGUGCGACUCGCACUGGAGUUUUUCUCUGGGAUCUCCGGCGUCCAGCCUGAGAGCACCGUGGCACGAAUGACCUAAAAGAUGGAGAGAAUUUGGAGGAAAAAGAAGCAGCGACAGGUUGGAUGACCUUGAGACUCUCUUUACACCACGGUCCAUCACCGCUGCUCAUCAAGACUGAAAACAUGCAUGUCUUAAGGAGAUGAUCUGGAAAUCCGAGCCUCUUCAUCUUAUUUACAUCCCAACACCUGUGGGCUUACCCCCGGCAUUAGACACACCACUGUACAUCACGUUCACUCCCUCGCGGUGACAUGUUGUUGUUUUACUCUUUCUGCCCACAUGUCCUGCUUACCACCUCUGGUUUUUUGCAUGAUGGGGUCAUACAUGGGUUGCACAUUUGCAUGCUCGCCUGAACAGAAAAUCAGAAUUGAAGCAGCAGACAAUAAAACCCUGGAUCUCAUAGCACAAUACAACUUGAGAGGGUCUUUUGGUAGACCCUCCCUGACUGGUUAAUAUACCCACGUCUUUUAAACCCCACGUUUGGGUUAUUUAUCAGACUUUGCCUAAUGUCUGUUUUUUAUUCGUGCACUGAAUUCACUCUGCUGUCUUAUAAGUGUCUGCAUUCAGAGUAGGCACUUUCUGGAUUAUUUAAUGACCUUAAAAGCUGAUCUAUCAAGGGAGAGUUCUAGAGAAGCCAAAGCAUGCAAUGAAUCUGAAAAGGGUCACGAUCAGGGAUCUGGGAUGCAGUUGUGGAAUUUACUGAUCCACAGAUUAAAGUGAGGA